Molecule: messenger RNA, 2223 nt
Organism: Cyprinus carpio (common carp)
Lineage: Eukaryota; Metazoa; Chordata; Actinopteri; Cypriniformes; Cyprinidae
Product: heparan sulfate glucosamine 3-O-sulfotransferase 2-like
Molecular function (GO): [heparan sulfate]-glucosamine 3-sulfotransferase activity
Source: RefSeq, a predicted model, not a curated record
CUUUAGAAAGACACAAACAUGAGCUGAGCGGUAACGGGGCGAGCGCUGCGCGGGUUCGCGUUGGAAACUUGGGAGCAAAAUGUGCCUUUUAGACCUGGAAUAUGAGAUUUCCAAAACGGAUUAUAUUUAGUAGGAUGCUGUGUCACAUUACCAGGUCAAACAAAAGGAUUACUUUAAAUAUUUUCAACACUAUGUCAGCACAGAAUCAAGUCCGUUGCUGAAGAGGUGAUUGAACGUAUAAGUGACGCGACGCGACGCGACGUGACGCUGAAACUAUAGAGCAGUGGAAUAACGUUUGUUUUUGCUCAUGUGGAAACUUUAUCUUGAUAUUGAUACCUGUUAUCCUCAGACUUUCUGUCAUCUUAUGUCUCCGGUCGGAAAUAUUAAGUAACCUUUUCCCAAAUGAGAUGUAAGUUCGCGCCGUCCGAGUUGAUGGGGAGCACGAGACAGCCAGCAAACCUCACAGUGAAACUUACGGAGAAAAACAUGCCGUCUUUUCAUCCAUGGAGACAUGGCAUAUAGGUUCCUGUCCAGCCGAAUCGUGCCAUCAUCAAACAGAUUAAACAGGAGAUUUAUUUUUAUAUUCACUAUCUCUUUGUCUUUCAUGUAUCUAUGCUACAGCAUCCUCUUCUGCUCAGGUACAAUCAUGCCUAACCAGAGAUUGGAGGAGCACCGCUGUGUCCAUCUGAAGAACAUGGGGAGUAAAAAACUUUUACAGAAGUCACAUUAUUGCACUAUAUCAGCGAAAGCGAGAGUUAUCUCGGACGAGACGAGGGCUGUGACUCUCUUAAACCUUACUGGCAACCAAAGCAAACAUUCAGCCUUUCAGAAAACACAAGAUGUGGUGGAUCACAAGCAGAGUAAUAACAGUAAUUCGCCAAAAUACGGGAAUAAGAAGUUGCCCAAUGCACUUAUAGUUGGCGUUAAGAAAGGAGGCACUAGGGCGGUGUUGGAGUUCAUCCGGAUUCAUCCAGAUGUUCGAGCUCUUGGGACUGAACCACAUUUCUUUGAUAGAAACUAUGACAAAGGAUUGGACUGGUACAGGGGCCUUAUGCCACGUACUCUGGACAGCCAGAUCACCAUGGAGAAAACACCAAGUUACUUUGUGACACGGGAGGCACCGCGGCGCAUUUCAAGCAUGUCUCGUGAAACAAAGCUGAUCGCAGUAGUGCGGAACCCUGUCACGAGGGCAAUCUCCGACUACACACAGACCCUAUCGAAGAAGCCAGACAUCCCUUCUUUUGAGGAACUAGCUUUCAAGAAUAGGAGUCAAGGCAUCGUGGACACCUCCUGGAAUGCUAUCCGCAUAGGCAUGUACAUCCUACACUUGGAGAACUGGCUGCAAUACUUCCGUCUAUCGCAGAUCCAUUUUGUCAGUGGGGAGCGCCUGAUCACAGAUCCGGCCGGAGAGCUUGGACGGGUGCAGGAUUUCCUAGGGCUUAAACGCAUCAUCACGGACAAGCACUUCUACUUCAACCGAACGAAAGGCUUCCCGUGCCUGAAGAAGCCGGAAAGCAGCAGCCAGCCCCGCUGUCUGGGCAAGUCCAAGGGCAGAACUCAUGUUCAGAUUGACCAGGAAGUCAUUGAGCAGCUUAGAGAAUUUUAUAGGCCAUUCAAUGUGAAAUUUUAUGAAAUGGUGGGUCAUGACUUCAGAUGGGACUGAGAUGGCCCUUGGUGAAACCAGCCUCUAUUUUCCAACAAUGAAUCUUCAAAGGACAUUUCACCUUGAAAUGUCAAUUCUGUUAUCAUUUACUCACUCUGAUAUUGUUCCAAAAAUGUAUGCCUGUUUUUCUUCUGUGGCACAUAAAUUCAGAAGAACAUGCAGAUUUUCCAAAAAUUCAAAUGGACUGUACUGUUAUACUACUUUUAUGGAGUUUUUGCGACCUCCAGUCUAUUAUAUAUACACUACCCUUCAACAUUUUUUUCCCCAGCAAGGAUGCAUCAAAUUGAUCAAAAGUGAAAGUAAACAUUUAUGGUGUUAAAUGUUUGGAGGGUGAGUAAAUGAUGACAUAAUUUUCAUUUUUGGGGUAACUAUCCUUUUGUAUCAGUUUGCAGGACAAAAGGACAGAACAGAACACCUCAAACUAAUUAAGACCCAGUGCUCUUAAUAUAUUUAAAAAUAUAUAUAAAAUAUGGGUAAAAUACAAAGUUGUAUGUACUGUAGCUCAUUGCUUUUGACAUGAAAUGCUUUAAUACAUUUAGAACCCAUGCAAGGUCAUUAAA